AUGGGCAACCUUGUAGGAGUAGACCUCGGCGGGAAUAUAGGGAAGAUAGCCGUCCGUGUGCGAGCAACUGAUACGGAGAAGUGCCCAAUACCAACCGACCUUAGUUUUCUGGCUGGACGACGCCGAUCGAGAAGAUAUGCAUCAGCUGGGGAAAUUAGUGACGAGAGCCCAGCUGAUUCCAGUGAAUCGCAAGCGUCUUCAUUAGCCUCUAGUGAUUGGAAUGAAGGAAUGGAAGAUUGGACAAUACGGAGCACCAAGGACGGCAGCCAAAUUCGCUUUGUUGACUUCGACCUCAAUGACACGCAACAGUUCCUGGAAACUCAGGUUGGUGAAUAUCUACUUUCACUUCAACGUAAGAGUGGGACAACCUCAUUUGCAGGGGUCGGCAGCGGUGUGUGGAGAUUACAAGAAGGGAGUAAAUUUGGCAGGCUCAUUGCCAAGUCGAUGUAUCGUGUUGGGGGUUCACCGAUAGGCGGAGCGACGCUGAUGGGAAUGGCCAGACAUAUGUUACCUCCGGAGUGUUCGAGAACGCCUGCGGAUAUUCUGCGAUGUGGCAAGAAGUGUGAUUUUUCACCGCUGGAUUUGCUAGUAUCGGACAUUUAUGGUGGGGACUACCCCUCGAUCGGUUUGAAGGGAAAUACUGUGGCUUCUAGUUUUGGCAAGGCCAAUAAUAAGGAACAGCGAGAGCAUGUGAAAGAGUGUGAAAUUGCGAGGUCAUUGCUAAACCUAAUGUCCAUGAACACUGCACAGUUAGCUUAUCUUCAUGCGAGUUUAUAUGAUAUUAACAAUGUGGUAUUCGUUGGGUAUCUUUUAGACACGCAUUUACUUCAAGUUUUCAGCGCUAUACAAUCGUCGUUCAACUUCUGGACGGGCGGCCGUAUGAAGGCGCUGUAUUUUCGGCAUGCUCACUAUCUGGGCGCGCUCGGUGCUCUGUUGAAAAGAGAAUCCACACUGGCUACGAUGACCCCGGGAAGGGAGUGA
This is a messenger RNA of Perkinsus marinus ATCC 50983, 981 nucleotides long. RefSeq names its product pantothenate kinase, putative. Gene Ontology annotation, molecular function: ATP binding; pantothenate kinase activity. Gene Ontology annotation, biological process: coenzyme A biosynthetic process. The transcript is spliced from 8 exons. The coding region runs from base 1 to 981 and encodes 326 amino acids. The record is from RefSeq and is a predicted model, not a curated record. Lineage: Eukaryota; Perkinsozoa; Perkinsida; Perkinsidae. Gene Ontology annotation, cellular component: cytosol; nucleus.